AUGUACGCGAAAGUUGUGUGUUUUGUCCUGGUGUUACUUAUGUGCGAAUGUAACGGCUCUAGAAUAGUAUACCGCGCAAGUGGUGCCACUGCAGGGAAUACUUCAGAUAGUAUACCCUUAGGACCAUUUACAAAUCUUCCGAGCAGUGAUCAAAGUGAAAUAGCAAACUUUGCCAAUAGUCUCCAGGCUAAUAUACCCUCAGGACUAAAGCCGAACAUUCCUGACAACAUACGAAGUACUGUACCAGAGGGACAGAAUCCAAAUCCUAACAAUGACCGAUAUAGUAAGUUAUCAGGAUCGUGA
Messenger RNA from Maniola jurtina (meadow brown), 303 nucleotides. RefSeq lists its product as uncharacterized. NCBI's taxonomy places the organism in Eukaryota, Metazoa, Arthropoda, Insecta, Lepidoptera, Nymphalidae. The coding region runs from base 1 to 303 and encodes 100 amino acids. The record is from RefSeq and is a predicted model, not a curated record. The transcript has 6 exons.